CUACUCCAGGUGCAUACCCAUAUGUUAGUAACCAGGGAUAGGAAUAGUUGCUUUCAGUGUUCCCUCUAAGGUGUGCGCACAUGCCUGUGCUCACAAGUUUUUUUUAAAUGUCUGCUCAGUUAAUUUUAGAUCCUGCUCAGGUUGAAUCAGGAAGGUCCCAUUCUGAAUGCACAUACUGCCGCCCAGGACAUACCUCAUUCCACACACAGAUGAAAAAAAUGAGAGAACACUGGUUGCUUUUGAUUAAGUUAAUACAGGCAAGAGAAUUAUAUUAGAAAGGGAGUGUUAAGGGAUAAGGGUCUAUCUAUUCAUAGAAUGAAGUGGGUGUCUCACAAUUAAUAUUUAUACCCUGCCCCUGCAACACAUUACUGUUUGGGGCCAUCAAAUAAAACAAGCAAGUGCCCUUUAUCAAUAUGCCUUGUGAGAGGCCCUAUUUACUGCCUUUAUAGAUCUAAAGUAUGCAUUCAACCUUAUCUCUAGAGAUAAGUUGUGGGAAAAGCUUGCCCUGUCUUCUAUAGAUAGGAGACUUCUUUACCUCCUGUUUAAGUUACAUGAGGAUAGUCACUUAAGGUGAGAUUAAAUCACAAGGGCCAAGUAACUAGUUUGAUCCCCACGAGGUGAGGAGUAAGGCAAGGGUGCAUUUUGGCGCCCACGCUCUUUAACUAUUAUAUUAACAGCGUAGUCCCUUAUAUGAGGAAGCUGGAGUUCCAUCCCCCGAAGCUCGCAGGUAAACAUGUAAAUAUUCUUUUAUAUGCGGAUAAUGCCGCUCUGGUUUCGAGGACUCAGAUUGGCCUUAAAAGAGCUUUGGAGGCGUUAGUAGAAUACUGUGAGACACAAGACCUUACUUUAAACUAUGAUAAAACUAAAAUCAUGGUAUUUUCAAACAGACCUAAAAUCUUUUCCUGGACUCUUAAUGGCCACAAAUUAGAACAGGUUAUGCAGUUUAAAUAUCUUGGUACAGCCCUUCAGGCAAAUAAGACCAAUAAUGCCCAUAGGGAUUAUAUAACGCAGAACGCCCCAAAAGUAGCUUCGACACUCUGUUCUUUACAUCUUCAGAAACGAGCACAAUCAGUACAGGUGGUUUUUGAACUGUUUAGGGCUAAGGCCCUUGCCCUGUUGCUGGUUGGGGCACAGUUGGGCCCUUAUGCGGAUAUACGGAAGGUAGAAGCGAUUCAAUCUAAAUUCCUUAGGGGUAUGUUGAGGGUAGCUCGUUCGGCUCCCAAUGCUCGUCUUAGAUUAGAAGUGGGGUGGCUUCCUGUCGAAGCCAGAAUCUGGAAAGCCAUUUUUGGCUAUUGGCUUAAAUUGGUUUUUUUCCCCAGCUGGCCUCGCCCCACUGGUUCUGCUGGAUGAUUAUAAGACCAGAUGGAAAAGUGCAAUUGACAGGAAAUUAAGCUGGUUGGGGUUUUCACUUCCGGCAGUAAGGGAGUUAGGGUUUACCAAGGCCAGAGAUAUUAUAAACCAGCGUAUAAGUGACAUAGCCAGACAGAGCGAUAUCAGUAAAGUGGGGUAUGGAGUACGGAUGGGAACCCAAAAAUAGACAAUGUUUGGCACAAUACUUACGAAAGAUAACUUACGUGGAGCAUCGUAGGGCCUUAACAGCGGCUAGGCUGAAUGUGUUGCAGUCGGUGGUGAUGGAAGGGCAAUUUCAUAAGGUUCCCUAUAACCAGAGAUUAUGUCCAUGUUUGGCAGAAGUGGAAUCUACUGAGCAUAUAUUGUUGAAAUGUAGUUUCUAUAGGGAUCUCAGAGAAGAGUUAAUUACCCCUGUAUUAAGUCAGUUUGGGUCAGCUUCAGAGCAAUCCCCUUUCCUGUACUUUUAAAGACUGGGAGUGGGUGACCUCUCCAGCCAAGGCCUGUCAGUGCCAUGCUGCAGUGGAACUAGAGAUUCAGCAUUUAUAACUAGUCUUUGAGCCAUGGCUGCUCACAAUCCAAUAAAGCAGCUCCAGGAGGAAGCAACAUGUGGUAUUUGCUUAGGGUAUUUUGUAAACCCAGUCAGUCUAGACUGUGGGCACUACUUCUGCUCCCUCUGCCUUGUCCGAAACUGGGCAGGAGCUUUGGUUAAUGUGGACUGCCCUCAGUACAGAAGCAAAACCUGCUCAGUCAAUUUCAAACAAGACAUGGCCAUGACCCACAUUACAGAAUCAACUAGACAGCUGUGUGAUCCAUCGCCAGCAACAGAGGCGAGAGUCUGUGAGGAGCACCAGGAGCCCUGCCAGCUCUUCUGUCUGCAGGAUCGAGUCCUCAUCUGCUCAGUUUGUGGGCAGUCUGGGGAACACCAGGCGCACCACGUGGCUUCUGUGGAGGAAGCUGCCCAAGCAUACAAGCUGCAGAUGUAUAUCUGUCUGAAAAAUCUAAUACAGGCAAGAGAAGAGAUUACGCAUCAAAAAAAAAAAAAAAAAAAAAAAAGCCUUGUGAAUGGAUAGGGCUUUUACUGUGAGCCAAGAGUAUCUGUCACAGCAGCAGGAGGAGGGAGAUGCAUAGUGAGAAACUAUCAGCUCUCUGCCUGGCAUGAUUAAGGGUGGGGCUCAAUUUGGAGGAUUUGCCAAACCUGACUUCAGGCCAACAUAUUUUCCUGGGUUGGGUGUAACCUAUGCCUCCCCACCACCCCGUAAACAGUUGUGAAACUCCAGGAAGAAUGAAUAAGUACUAUGUCUAGAGAGAAGCAGAAAGAAGUCACUGCUUUUCAUCCAGAGUACAUUAAGCUUGUCUAACUCAGCGCUAACUUGCAGACCUCUUCAUCUACUUCAAAAGGGCACUUCCCUUUUUAAGCCCUUUUGUACAAAGCUACUUACCCCAAUAAAGCAACUGAACCUUACAGUGAGGGGUGGACGAGGCAUACGUGCAACAUUCAAGGGGAGUAGGGAGACCCCGGGCAGAAGAACGUCUUUUCACCAAGGCUUGACUGUACUGUGUCACACUCAAAUUCUUCUCCAUUGGAGAAUAUAGAACACAUCUAACACUACUGUUGUAUGUAUUGCACACACUGUGUGGAGUACUUGGCCAAUUCAGUCACUUUUUAUGUGGGAAAGUCUAUAUCCAUCAAGGCCAGAGAUGCUAUGACAUUGUUAGAACUAAGCAUUGCCUAGAUGGGAAACUGUUCAGGAGACUCACAUAACCCCCCAGCAGCAAGGUAAUAGAUUCAGAAUUAAAUCCUUAACGCUGAACUUGGUUCUUCAAGGCAUGUCAUAUCUAAAUCUACCCAACAAGGCUAUUGCACAGCUAAAAAUGCCACUCAUCAUUGGUGGUGAAUACAAUCUAUUUCUGUUGUAUGCAGAACUGAGUAGAUAUUUAAGAGUUUGGUAGGUUCCCUCCCUCACCCCAACCCAGGAACAUGUUCAGCAGAGAAUCUGCAGAAUUAGGUGCAUGUACAGAGUUACAUAUAGUCACUUUUUCAAAGUUCACUUGAAGUCUUACUCUUGCUUUAUAGCCUCACCCUACUUUUGUAGCAAAGCAAAUGGAGGAAAGGGGAAGACACUAUGUGCAAAUUUGUAUCAGUUUGAUUGCAUUAUUUGUUUCCUUGACAUGGGAUCUGUGAUGUUCAGUGUAUUUAAUACUGCUCUGUAUUUAAGCGUAGUGGAAAAGACACUUGUUGCAACCAAGGCUCAUGCCUUCUUUGCCCAGUAACUCAGUAGUUUAAAGUAUCCCCGUGGUGCAACAUGGUUUCAGAGUUGCUCAGCCUGACGUGCUAGGAAAACGCUUCCUUUCUGUCUCUUUCGAGACUGGCAGGGAGAAGGAGCCAAGCAGCAAUGUCAUUAGGUGGGGCUACUUUAUGAGAAUGAAGCAGGCAUAACUCUAGCAAGGAAGAGGCAUACUACAGGAAUUCAGCU
This is a messenger RNA of Hemicordylus capensis (graceful crag lizard), 3824 nucleotides long. Its product is annotated as zinc finger protein RFP-like. The record is from RefSeq and is a predicted model, not a curated record. The coding region runs from base 1911 to 2420 and encodes 169 amino acids. The transcript has a single exon. NCBI's taxonomy places the organism in Eukaryota, Metazoa, Chordata, Lepidosauria, Squamata, Cordylidae. Gene Ontology annotation, molecular function: zinc ion binding.